Molecule: messenger RNA, 1465 nt
Organism: Rotaria sp. Silwood2
Lineage: Eukaryota; Metazoa; Rotifera; Eurotatoria; Philodinida; Philodinidae
Source: the annotation of a GenBank genome assembly
CACUAAUACGCCAUGGGAACGAACGCUUCUAGGGUUUUCUUAGUCUCACUGAGGCCUACCUGUAGCCAAAAGAUGAAGCCGAAAGCUCGGAAUCAGUUGCAUAUGUUCCCUCGUUAGAUACUUGAGAGCUUGAAUUGAUAUGGGAAAGUAGCCAAAAAAUAUCCUAAGACAACAUAAAACAUAUUUCUGAUCAUCAAAUUCUUCACUAAUAUCAACACACACUCACAUUUAGAUAUUGCAAUGUUUUGUCCAUGCAACGAAAAGUCAGAUCAUUGAGUAGAAACUACAAUGUUUUCUGAUCAAAUCUUACAUAGUGACAAAGUUAUGACGUUAAGUUUCGAUUUAUUAGUUAUAUUAAUGAUAAUCCAUGUAUUUAUUUGAAGUUAAGUGUUCUUUUUUUCAGUUACAUGCUAUAGUAUUUAAAUAGAAUUGUAUAAACAUAAACAAAAAAAAGAAAUUUCCUAUUAUCUCAGACAUUCUUAGAAGUUUAUAAAUCACAAUGGCAAAACUUUUGAGUAUUAUACUAAUCUAAGAAUCCAAGUUCUAUAUACUUGAAUAGUUCACAAUAAACGAUAGAUUAAUAAAUAAAAUCAUUUCAAUUAUAUAUUAGCAUACAUUAACAAACAACCAUAAUUUUGGUAAAACAAUUGGUAUAAGUUAUGAUCCAACUGAUCAUAAAACUGUUGAAAUGAUUGAACAUGAAUUAAAUAAAAAUGGUCUUCGUGUAUGGACAACAUAUGAUAAUAUGGAUGAUAAUUUUAUUUCAUCAUUUAUAUCAGUUAUGAAUAGUACACAAUAUUUAAUUGUUUGUCUUAGUGAUAUGUAUAGAUUAAAUAAUCGUUGUCGUACAGAACUUCUUUAUGCUACAGCAUCUGAUCAUCAAAUUCUAUCAUGGAAAGUUCAUACGCCAACAAAUAAUCCGGAUAAUGAUGAACAAAUUCGUAUUCAUGCUAUAGAAACAUUAGUUCAACGUAUAAUAACAAACGAUGUUGAAAAUACACAAACAACAUUACCAACAAUAGUUGAUACUGAACAUGUUAAUAUUCAUAUUGAAAAAUGUCCUGUACCUACAAAUUUAAAUAGUCGUCGACGUACAAAAGAAAUAAUAAGUUUAGAAAAUUGGACAAAUACAGAAGUUCUUGAUUGGUGUGAAUUAAUAAAUUUACCUGGUUUUUCAAAAUUACUGACAAAUUUCGAUGGAGAAAGUGUUAUUAGAUUAUAUGAAUUUUGUAAACAAAAUUCAACAGAAACUAUAUCAUUAUUAAAUAAUGAUUUACAUCAUAUAUGUCAACAAGAUCAUAUUCCUGAUAUUCAAAUAUCAGUUCAUGAAUUUAUUCGAUUUCAAAUUGAAGUUGAAAAAUUAUUAUCAAUAACAUCAUUAAGAAAUUCUUCAAUAUCAUUAUCAUCAUCUAAAAUUGAUAUUUAUAAAAAUCGAUUGAAAAUAAAAACUUGUUCAAUUCUUUAG